CCCAUUUAAUCCCAUGAUUGUAAUAAGAGGCUCCCAGUAUUAUUUCUGGGAUUGGUGACCUCAAGUGUUCUCCUUUUUCGUUUGUGGAGAUUAUGACGCAGCUGAGCAGAAGGGGGUGGAUAUAGAACAAUGUCAACUAAGAUGUCAAAAAUACCAUUUCGUGCAGAAACUAUGUUCUGUCCUUCAUCAUCAUGUUCAAGAUCGAGAUCUUUGCAAAGGACAAUUUUUGGUCACAACAAGAGACCUAAUCCUCCUCUUUGUCUCUUCUAUAUCAGUUUCCGUUCCCUGAACAAUUACAGAAAGACAGAAUGGUCUUUCAGAAGCGUGGCCGAUGGAAGCAACAGUACAGAUCCUUCAGGAGGCAACCCAAACAAUGACACUCGUCUCGUUAGAGCUAUUCGAUCAUUCCAAACCAAGCUAAGAUCUAGAAUCAAAGAGUUAAGAAAGGGUUUGUCGGUAAAAAUCCUCUUCUUCCUGUUGGGCUUCUAUUGCGCAACUGCAUUCGCGACCGUUAUAGGGCAAACUGGUGACUGGGACAUUCUUUCUGCCGGUUUGGCUGUAGUUGUUGUUGAAGGAAUUGGUGCUCUAAUGUAUAGAGCUUCUUUCGGAUUUCUUAAAGGGAUGAGGGGUUUGAUCACUGUGUUUAAUUAUUGGAAGGCCGGGCUUUCCUUGGGGUUGUUCUUGGAUUCAUUUAAGUAUGAAAUGGAUGUGUUCUUUGAAUCAUGUAACCCGUUUCGAUUUGAUAUAGAUGCGUUUCCUGUGUUCUGGUAA
Messenger RNA from Asparagus officinalis (garden asparagus), 771 nucleotides. RefSeq lists its product as uncharacterized. Bases 130 to 771 code for a protein of 213 amino acids. The record is from RefSeq and is a predicted model, not a curated record. NCBI's taxonomy places the organism in Eukaryota, Viridiplantae, Streptophyta, Magnoliopsida, Asparagales, Asparagaceae. The transcript has 3 exons.